Molecule: messenger RNA, 2983 nt
Organism: Prosopis cineraria
Lineage: Eukaryota; Viridiplantae; Streptophyta; Magnoliopsida; Fabales; Fabaceae
Product: carbon catabolite repressor protein 4 homolog 1-like
Exons: 12
Coding region: 535-2337 (600 amino acids)
Biological process (GO): nuclear-transcribed mRNA poly(A) tail shortening
Cellular component (GO): nucleus; CCR4-NOT complex; cytoplasm
Molecular function (GO): poly(A)-specific ribonuclease activity
Source: RefSeq, a predicted model, not a curated record
CCUCCAAGAAGCGAGAAGGGAGAGGGAAAAUGAAAGAGAACCGAACCCAAAACUGAAAAAGGGCAGAGUGCAAAGAAGCGCACACAAGGUCAGCGAGAGAGGGAAAUUGAAAACAAAUCAGAAGGUCGCAUGUAUCAUAUAAAGAUCCUCCCUUUUUUCUCUUCGCCUCCAUUAUAGCUAUGAACCAUUGCCGAUUACUGCCACUUCCUCUGUAAAACCCUAAGCAUCGAUUGCCCCUUCUCCUCUCCCUUUUUAAUUUUCGAUCCUUCCCACUCAGUUGAUUGAUUAAUUCCACUUCAAUUACUCGGUGCACGAUAACUUUCAUCCCUCUUCUAAGAUCCAUUGGUGGCUUCGAUUAGGGCUGUGAUUUCUUUGGGUUUGCUUUUGGUCCAUUUAGGCUGGCGGGUAUUCGGUUCAAGUAAAUGGCGGAUCCGCCUGGCAUCCGCCUCUGCGCAUGUGGUAUCUCGGAAGCUAACAGGGUCGCUGGUCUUCGUUUUUGGUUGCAGUUCUGUAACGAUUGCAAGGAGUAAAAGAAUGCUGACCGUGAUUCGCGUACACCUCCCUUCUGAUAUACCCAUUGUAGGAUGUGAGCUCACGCCGUACGUUCUCAUACAGCGACCAGACAUGAUUGUUACCAACGACGAUGUCCCUGAGACGGCCCCUUUAGAUGGCCAUUUCUUGCGGUACAGGUGGUAUCGUGUACAAAGUGAUAAAAAGGUUGCCGUUUGUAGCAUACAUCCAUCUGAACAGGCCACACUGCAGUGCCUUGGCUGUGUUAAGGCUAAAAUACCUAUUACCAAAAGUUAUCACUGCACACCAAAGUGUUUUUCAGAUGCAUGGCAGCAUCAUCGUCUUUUACAUGAUCGUGCUGCAAGUGCAGUUAAUGAAAAUGGAACUGAAGAGGAGGAACUAUUUGGACGCGAUAAUAGCUCUGGCUCUGGGGCAGUUAAUAACAAUUUAUCUAGCUCUGCUUCAAGUGCUAGUUUGGCAAAUGUGUCUGCUCCUCUAUAUCCAGCUGCUGUUACACAACGAAGUGGUGGUGAAACUUGGAUUGAAGUUGGACGAUCUAAAACGUAUACCCCAACAGCUGAUGAUAUUGGUCAUGUCCUUAAUUUUGAGUGUGUUGUAGUUGAUGCAGAGGCAAAAGUUCCUGUAGGGCAUGUUAAUACUAUACUAACUUCUCGUGUUAUUCCUGCUCCCUCUCCUAUUCCACGCCGUUUGAUUCCUGUUGAUGGGAUGGCACAUAUAGAUGCAGAUGCACGCAUAACAUCUUCAGGAACAUUUACAGUUCUAUCUUACAACAUUUUGUCUGAUGCAUAUGCUUCAAAUGAUUUAUAUAGUUACUGUCCUCCAUGGGCUCUUUCUUGGCCAUAUCGCAGGCAAAAUUUGUUAAGAGAAAUUGUUGGUUACCAGGCAGAUAUUGUUUGUCUUCAGGAGGUACAAGGUGAUCAUUAUGAGGAUUUUUUUGCCCCUGAACUGGACAAACAUGGUUAUUAUGGUCUAUACAAGAGGAAAACCAAUGAGAUAUUUGGCGGCAACACCAGCACAGUUGAUGGUUGUGCAACAUUUUUCCGUAGAGACAGAUUUUCACAUGUGAAGAAAUAUGAGGUUGAAUUUAACAAGGCUGCACAGUCUUUAACAGAUGCUAUGAUUCCAACUGGCCAGAAGAAAACUGCAUUAAAUCGGCUGGUUAAGGACAAUGUUGCACUAAUUGUGGUUCUAGAAGCAAAAGUUAGCAAUCAGCUAGUUGACAAUCCUGGAAAAAGACAGCUUCUUUGUGUGGCAAAUACACAUGUACAUGUGCACCAAGAUUUAAAAGAUGUUAAACUCUGGCAGGUGCACACACUCUUAAAAGGGUUGGAGAAAAUUGCUGCAAGUGCAGACAUUCCAAUGUUGGUUUGUGGAGAUUUUAAUUCAGUUCCUGGAAGUGCUCCACAUGCACUUCUUGCAUUGGGGAAGGUUGAUCAAACGCAUCCAGAUUUAGCAGUUGAUCCACUCAAUAUACUUCGGCCACACAACAAGUUGGUUCAUCAAUUGCCACUGGUUAGUGCAUACUCAUCCUUUGGAAGAACGGUAGGUCUUGGAUUUGAGCAGCACAGAAGGAGAGUGGAUAGUGCAACAAAUGAACCUUUGUUCACAAAUGUUACCAGGGAUUUUAUUGGCACUCUAGAUUACAUAUUUUACACAGCGGAUUCAUUGGUGGUGGAGUCACUGUUGGAGCUAUUGGAUGAGGAGAGUUUAAGGAAAGACACAGCACUUCCCUCUCCUGAAUGGUCAUCUGAUCAUAUAGCUCUGUUAGCUGAAUUUCGCUGCUGCAAGAAUAGAUCCAGGCGUUAACACUUGAAGUUCAGAUCUAAACACUCAGAGAAAAGAUGAAGGAAGCUUUUGGUUGAUAAGCUACUCUAGGGAUGGUAGAUCAUGCCUUCGUCAGUCCAGGUAUCUCCCUCGUGGGAUCCUAGCAAUGAUCUGCCUUGUAAUAUGCCACCCUUGUCUCAUAGGAAAGUUUUUUAUGCUCCUUGUUGAAUUUUCUCCCUGCCCACAACCCCCCCUUCCAAUCUUUUUUCCCUCUAAAGAGGGAGUUGUCUUUAUAAAUGUUCAGUUAUAGCAAUUGGUCAAUUGACCUAUUUUCCCAAAUUCCUGGAGAUAAUCUAGUGGCCGCUGAGGAGAGUUCAAAUCUCUUUCCUUUCUAUAGCGAUCAAAUAAUAGUCAAAACUUCGGUUAUGCUUAGUUGCCAAAUGUCAGCAGAAACCUGACGUGAUAUUUAUAAUGAAGAGCCCCUCCGAUAUGGGAAGGGUUUCCUAACGUGGGCUUUGUGAUCCGAGUUGUUAGCUAGCAACCAUAUGUAGCGUUGUAUAGGGAUGGAAGAUGCUUAAUGUUGAAUGAUUGAUUUUGCAUCAUAAAAAAGGGCACAGGUCAACUUGAUUCCCCAGCUCUGCAAUUUAGAAUGCCGUUCUGGGCAGCAAAUGAAUAUUUGAGCUACGUA